CAGACCGGAAGUGUAGCACUUCCGUCGCUCUGUAAACAUGUUCCUGUCUAGGCAGUGACAUGUCUUUGAACUUCACAUAGGUUCUCAACUUUCAUAAAGGACAUUGCUAUAACACUUUGUAAGCAUGUGCGUGGAUGUCUAGGUGAAACAUGCUGACCGCUGUCCGAGUCACCGGACGUUCCCUCAGAUACUUAGUAUCUCAAACUCUGCCAAGGACUCAGGUGAAACAUGCUGACUGCUGUCUGAACCACCAGAAGUUCCUUCAGAGACUCAGUGUCUCUAACUUUGCCAUGGACUCAGGAUACCUGCAGGCUAAUGUCAUCCUCCUGCCCAGUCAUCUGGCCAAUGACUUUGAAGCCUUAUGUCACAGAAAUCCCGCCCCUUUGCCACUCCUUUAUCGCAGCAAAUCAGGAGAGACUUCCUGUCCGGAUCUUGCUAAACAUGCUGACAUAAGGACAGAUAUUUCUCAGUACUGUGUGUACGAAGAGGGUGUCCUGGUGAAGACAGUCUCCAGUCUGUGGAGUUACAGCUCUCCGCCAAGGAUUGCGUCAGAGCAGCAGGCUGUGCAACAUGGCCCGUGCUCAGACAUGGUGUGUUUCUAUUUGGGCUGCAGUUUUGGCUUUGAGGGCAGACUGAAGAAAGCUGGAGUCCCUGUCAGGAACGUGGAGCAGGGCACAAAUGUCAGCAUGUAUAGGACUGCAGUUCCCUGUAUUCCCGCCGGAGUGUUCAGCUGCCCUCUAGUGGUCACUAUGCGUGCUGUUCCAGCUGGCAUGUUGGAUGCAGCAGUAGAAGCUACUCACCUCAGCCCGCUAGCACAUGGAGCUCCUGUACACAUAGGAGACCCAGCUCUCCUAGGCAUACAGAACCUGUCCAGACCAGACUAUGGGGAGCGAGUAGAGCUGCAGCCUGGUGAUGUCACGGUGUUCUGGGCCUGUGGAGUGACUGCUAUAGAAGCAAUACUCAGCAGCAAGCCCUCUUUGGCGUUCAGUCACUCACCAGGCUGUAUGUUCCUGACUGACAUCCCAGACUCCUCCCCUUCUUCCCCCAUACCUCCUCCCUCUGACAGCGUAGACCCUCCCGCCACGGAUCCCAAUCUUGAACUGAUCCCCCUCUGCUUUCUGGUGUCCCGCAAUCCCUUGUUGUACAGUUUAGUAUCUCGGAGGGCCACAGCAAAAAUCCGACAGCUGGAGACGAUUAUUGGAGAGGACCCAGGUCAGCGAGGGAUCAGAGCUUUAUUUGUUCAGGAUGAACUUCUGCGUUCCUGUCUGGCGCUCUCCCACGCUUCCUCCGUUGCCAUAACAACCGGCUUCCCCACACACUACAUGCAUAGCCCUCCUGACGAGACUGACGGCCCACCUGGAGCCAUUGCCAUGGCAACCAUGCUGCUGUCGCUAGGGAAACAGGUGUCAAUGGUGACAGACAGGAGAGCCUUGGAGAUGAACCAGGCCAUCAUUGAUGAAGCUGUGCAGACAGGUGUGCUGAAAACUGCCAUCCCAUUGGUCACAUUUGAAGACAGCAGCCCAGGCUCUGCACUGCACUUCCUCUGCCACCAUGGAGACCCCAGCAAGCCCAGGUACGACCACCUUGUGGCGAUAGAGCGCAGUGGACGUGCUACAGAUGGAAAUUACUACAACAUGAGAGGAAUUAACAUCAAACAUCUGGUGGAUCCUAUUGAUAACCUGUUUAUUGCUGCCAACCAUAUACCAGGAAUUACCACUACAGGAAUCGGUGAUGGUGGAAAUGAGUUGGGGAUGGGUAAGCUGAAGGAAAAGGUGACAACCCUGAUGCCGAAUGGGAGUCUCAUAGCCUGUGAUGUUCCCGCUGACUACGCCAUCACUGCUGGGGUGUCUAACUGGGGAGGAUAUGCUGUAGCCUGUGGGCUCUACCUGCUUCACACCUGUCCCUCCCACCAGCGAUACCUAAAGAAAGGACUUGGACUGGAACACACAACCCCCCGAGAACAGCUCCAGGACUGGACUGCUAACCUGCCAUCUGUGGACAAGGAGGAGUCUAUCCUUUCCACUCUGGUGCGUUUUGGGAUUAGAAGUGGAAAAACUGGUCACCUGGCCAUGGAAGUGGAUGGUUUGACCUUUCACCCCACACACUCUGAUAUCAUCACCAGACUACUGGAAGUCACACUGGGCUCCGCCACUCCAAACCCUUGAUCGACUGCUCCUGUCUAGAGGGAUAGUUCAAGUCAAUUGCCCAUCUGUGAGAUAGAGUAUUAAUAUAACCUUGAUGCUAACCGGUGUGGCGACUGAGGCCAAAUAGCUGUGAAUGCUCAUUAAGCUUAGAGCCCUGAGAAUGUAGCACCAGACAGGGAAACACACUGAAGCAUGCACAGGCACACAUACACAGACUCACAAUCAAUCAAUGUUCCACUGGGUGCAAUUGUGUUACCUCUCUACUCAGACUGCCGAAAGGAAGUGAGAGAGAGAAAAAAAGAAUGACAAGAGAGCUGUAUGUGUGUGUGUGUGUGUGUGUGUGUUUGUGUGAGAGAGAGGGAGUGAGAUUUUAGAUGCCUUGGUUACCUUUCAGCCCUCUUCCUUGACUACCAGUGACAAAGUGAAGUAGACUCAAGUAAAACCAGCUCUCUUUUUUCCCUCUCCCUCUCUCUGUCCGCCUCGCUAAUGAAUAAAUCAGAGUUCUGGUAUGACUUUGAUGCCUUUAAAGAACAGAAAUGUUUUAAAAUACACUUUAGAAUGGCAGAGGUUAUUCGUUGUAUUGUUGCUGACAGGAACUAGCCGAUGAUGUGUGACCAAAUGGAUCUUUCGCACAGAUUGGCAAUGUUUUAUGCCUCUAAUGGGCUCAAUGACAUUAAUGGGUCUUAAACAUUAACAGUUGCUCGUCAGUCCCCAAGUAUCUUAACAGUUCGUGUACCAGGCUGCUUCUUCAUUUUGACAUUGUCUCGAUCAGUUAAGCUUCAUGGUUGCCGUGCCAGAGAUCCUCUGAUCUAAUCUCGAGCAUUUAAUGAAGCACCAAGGCAGUUAUGUAGCUAGUGAUUUGUGUUUGCCACGACUGUCACUUUGAACGCAGGCAUAUAUGCAGUUUAAUUCCCGCGCCUUGGUGCUCAAGAGUUGCAGUCUGUAUCUGGAUAUCAUAUCUGGAGAAGGAAGAACAUAUUAAUGCAAGUGUAAAUGCAUUUAGAAUGUAUUGGGAUCAGAAUGCCAUUAGAUUACAUUCUGCGGGUGAUUUAAUAUUUAAUUAUUGGAUCGGAUGUCAUUAUCCAGAUAAUGCAUCCAGGUACAGAUCGUAUGUUAAUACCAGUUCUAAAUGGGUGCUUUUUGUAAACUGUAAGCAAAGACCAAUGACAGCCCAGUCAAAACUGGGAAAACUGACUCAAACUUCACCUAAAAUAUCCAGCAAAGUCAGUUUUUGCUCAGUUUACAUAGUUGGUCUUGAGGUUCAGGAGUUUGUUGAUGUAUAUUAUUCUAAACACUGACCAUUCAUUGGUCUGAUUUUAACACCUUUCAGUGCAACUCGGACACAUCAUCAGCGAUGUUACAUGGCUUCAUCAUGUGUUUUGGGUCUUUCAACAUCAGAUACCAUUGCCCAGGUCCAGGAGUGAUCAGGCCUCUCAGAUGUUAUUAAUGGUUCUCCUGAUGGGUUGGGGUUGAGUCCCCUAUAGAGUGACUAGCCUGCGAAGCAUUUUCACUCGACCUCGAUGGACUCCCACUGGGCCCUCCAUCCCCUGGUUUGCAGCCCCUCAGACUUGCCCCUCCAUCUGGUCUUCCCAGGGAACAGUGAACUCCAGCAAGACCACUUGUCUUGUUGUUUCCGACACCAGGGCCAUGUCUGGCCUAAUGCUGUGUUCCAUGCGACUCAGAACUCGGAAUUAUUCCAACUAAGAACUAAAAAGUAUAUUUGCUUGUAUUUUAUUAAAAUAAUACAUCCUAAAAUAUCGUGUAAAACCUGUUCUGAAUGUAAAUUGAUGUAAAAAAUAUAUUGCCAAUGUCAUUAUAGGUACACCAAGAGCGCUGCUGAGGGUUCCAUUGUGUGUCCACUUGACAAAGAACCAUCAGGGUUUUUUUCACUUUCGGUGUCAUGAACCAUCAUGCACCUGGAACGCUUUCAGGUCGGAAGUCGGAAAAUUUCAACUGGGAAAUAUCCGAGUACCGAGCAGUCUGGAACGCAGCAUGGGUGUAGUCCUUAAGAUUGUGUCUGGGAUGAGCUGUCUCAAGUUCAACCUUUAGCUGCCAGUCCCGUGCUGUAGCCAGGAGCCCCUCCUGGUGGGUUGGGAACAAUGGGUGUCUAGUAAUGUGUCAGUUCUUAAAAGCAAACUUUUCACCCAAAAGAAGCAACUUCAAUAUCUGUCAAACAUUAUGAUGAUUAGCAAAACGAUUUGCUCCGCAACAACACUGAACUGUGUAGUAAAAUAUUGCAGGAACUGAAGCUUUUAUUUAAAUGUUGGCAGGAAAAUUAGUUUGUGCAGAUUAUAAUGUAAUUUAAAUAAAAUAUGAUGUGUGCAAUCUGAA
This is a messenger RNA of Micropterus salmoides (largemouth bass), 4475 nucleotides long. RefSeq names its product D-glutamate cyclase (gene dglucy). Bases 150 to 2165 code for a protein of 671 amino acids. The transcript has 16 exons. NCBI's taxonomy places the organism in Eukaryota, Metazoa, Chordata, Actinopteri, Centrarchiformes, Centrarchidae. The record is from RefSeq and is a predicted model, not a curated record. Gene Ontology annotation, biological process: glutamate metabolic process. Gene Ontology annotation, molecular function: D-glutamate cyclase activity.